AUGAAGGCAUUUCACGAGCUUGGAUUUGAAAGCUCCUCCUACAAUAAAUGCUUCCUUAUUCGCAAAGACAUGAUGAUUGUCGUUUAUGUUGACGACUGCGGUAUCAGCACUGACAAACCAGAGAAAAUCGAUGCACUUGUCAACCAGCUGAAAGAAAAGGGAUUUGAUUUGGAGAUUGAAGGCAACUUUGAAACGUUUCUUGGAGUCAAAAUUCGCCAGAUGAAGGAUGGUAGAUACCACCUCCUUCAAGAAGGGCUCAUCAAGAAGGUGCUCAAAGCCGCCAAGAUGACCGACUGCAGUCCCAAUCACGUUCCCGCUGCACCAACCCCACUAGGAAAGGACCCUAACGGAGAACCUUGGUCCCAUCAUCCCUGGCGCUACAGCUCAAUUGUUGGGAUGCUAAUCUACCUCUGCACAAAUACUUGCCCAGACAUCAGCUAUGCAGUCUCCUGUGCGGCCCGCUUCAACAGCAAUCCAAAAGUCAGCCAUGCCACCGCCGUCAAGACAAUCCUUCGUUACCUCAAGAAGACAUCCGACAAAGGGUUGAUUGUGAACUUUAAUGGGACUCUUGACCUUGACUGUUCAAAUCUGAGGCUCCAUAUGAUCCAGCAGCGUCUCGGUCUUGUGGCGGUUCUCCUGGGGCUCAAGAAUCUACUUCUCCCACGGCUCCAACUUCCAAAUUUGACCGCUUUUGUUUGCUCCAUCAUCUUUGAAGACAAUGCUGGUGCACUACUUCUCGCUACCGGUCAACAAAUCACCAAUCGCAACCGCUAUUUGAGCCAGUUCUAUCAUCAUUUCUGGUCCUUUGUCCAUCGCCCUCAAGAUGGCCCUCCUCAAAACAACCCCAAUGGUCCUUGGCAUGACGGAAAAAUCAAAGUAUCCAAGAUUACCACUGACAAGCAACGAGCAGACAUCUUCACUAAAGGUCUGACUUGA
Messenger RNA from Cylindrotheca closterium, 936 nucleotides. The record is from the annotation of a GenBank genome assembly. Lineage: Eukaryota; Bacillariophyta; Bacillariophyceae; Bacillariales; Bacillariaceae.